Odontomachus brunneus is the source of this 5251-nucleotide messenger RNA. Its product is annotated as casein kinase I-like. The transcript is spliced from 8 exons. The coding region runs from base 519 to 3386 and encodes 955 amino acids. The record is from RefSeq and is a predicted model, not a curated record. Gene Ontology annotation, cellular component: nucleus; cytoplasm. Gene Ontology annotation, molecular function: ATP binding; protein serine/threonine kinase activity. NCBI's taxonomy places the organism in Eukaryota, Metazoa, Arthropoda, Insecta, Hymenoptera, Formicidae. Gene Ontology annotation, biological process: endocytosis; peptidyl-serine phosphorylation; signal transduction.
GGUACGUUCACCGAAUUUCACCACGACCGGUCGACCGCCCCCCGUGGGGGGCAAGCCUCUCGAUAUCAUCAUCCCUGCCGCCGUUCUUGCCUCCCAGCAGCGCCGUCAACAACAACGGCGAAAGCGACAACCGCGAGCGCAGCGCCGCCGCCAUCAGCGCGACCGCCAUCGUAACGAGGUGUACUUCGCCGUUCACCGCGACUAGGCAGGAAGAAAUGCCCGUAGGUACGAGAUCGAUCAGACCGAGUUCCCGCACGACGAGUAUGGAGGUACCACCGUCGAGUCUGUAACAACGCGAGCGAGCCCAGCACGCACCCGUCGUCGCGCGAGCAUCGCAACGGGCCAUCUCCACGCUCGCGCUCGGGUCAGCUGCUGCUCCGCUGCUGUUGCUGCUGCCUCUGUUGCUGUCGCUGCCUCCGCCGUUGGUUUGGCGUGUGUGUGUGUAGUCGCCUCGCCGCCGCUGUCUCCGCGAUCGCAGCCGUGAUAUUUGUAUUGUGAGGCGCCGCGCGGCCAGUACAAUGGAGUUACGCGUUGGUAACAAGUACCGGCUCGGACGGAAAAUCGGGAGCGGCUCCUUCGGCGACAUUUACCUAGGCACCAAUAUUUCCACGGGUGAGGAGGUCGCUAUCAAGUUAGAAUGCAUAAAAACACGGCAUCCACAGCUGCAUAUAGAGUCAAAAUUUUACAAGAUAAUGCAAGGAGGCGUUGGAAUACCAACUAUAAAAUGGUGCGGAUCGGAAGGUGACUAUAAUGUGAUGGUGAUGGAAUUACUCGGGCCAUCACUGGAGGACUUAUUUAAUUUCUGUUCGAGACGUUUCUCUCUAAAAACAGUCCUGCUCCUUGCCGAUCAAUUGAUAAGUAGAACAGAUUACAUUCAUAGUCGCAACUUUAUUCAUCGUGAUAUUAAGCCGGACAACUUUCUGAUGGGUCUGGGAAAGAAGGGGAACCUUGUCUACAUUAUAGACUUCGGAUUGGCUAAAAAGUAUCGCGAUGGGCGCACACACAAGCAUAUACCGUAUCGAGAAAACAAGAACCUGACGGGAACGGCUAGAUACGCGAGUAUAAAUACACACUUGGGGAUUGAGCAGUCGCGACGAGACGAUCUCGAAUCUUUGGGUUAUGUGCUUAUGUACUUCAAUAGGGGUAGUCUGCCUUGGCAAGGGUUGAAAGCGGCAACCAAGAGACAAAAGUACGAGCGCAUUUCCGAGAAGAAAAUGUCCACUCCCAUAGAAGAACUUUGCAAAGGUUACCCCUUAGAGUUUGCGUCGUAUCUAAGGUAUUGUCGAGACUUGCGUUUCGAGGAAAGGCCAGAUUACUCACACCUCCGACAGCUCUUCCGGACGCUGUUCCACGGUCAGGGCUUUACCUACGACUAUGUCUUCGAUUGGAAUAUGCUGAAGUUUGGGAACGCGAGACAGCCGACGCUACCCUCCGCGCAACAAGCACCUAUGCACUCGCAGCCGUCUAACGCGGCGCUGCCCUCUGGGACCAACAACGAUCAGGAACAUCGAUCAAGGCCCUAUACGCGACAGUGUUUGCCAAACGCGUCCGUAGCGACAGUGGGGCCGACGCUUGGACCGAACGCGAGUCUGAGAGCCAUCCGGCAAAAGCGCGAGAUGGAGACUCGUGGCGACCAGGACAAUCAGGACAAGAGUGAUCUUCAAGGUAAAAUACAAUUCUACCAACAAUUCUGCGCAAGCCAACAGAAAGCUGUUGCCGAGCGAAAAGCGAAACUUGUGGUCGGACACUCGCAGCCCGCUGGCAACGAGGCCGCUACACGCGCGAAUCCAUGUCAAUUCAGUACAUUCAAGUCAUCGCCGGGUAGAACGGUGGCGCCGGACGCCACAGGCUCUCUAGACCUGGCCGGUCUCAGUUUAGGGCAUCGCGAGUUAGGGCCGAAACGCACCGAGCUAAAUCCCGCGACGUCGCGCGACUAUUACCAGCCGAUGAGUAGGGCGCGCGAGAGAAGCCCUAACGCGGCGUCGCGUCAGCUCGACAAGCAGAGUUAUUUUUUUCAUGGGCAUAAAACUGAGAAAGAUGUAGAUCGCGAGGUCGUGAUGUUCGAGGAUCUGGGUACGGACGAUUGUGUGCUGGAAAAUCGACGAGGUGGGGCGAACGACGCGGACGAAACCGCCGCCGCCGCCGGCUCGAUGAAUUGCUUUGGUGGCCCGGCGGACAGAGAGCGGGGUUACACCGACUACGCCGACAAGAAGCUCAGAUAUCCUGCGACCUCAGGUAUGCGACGUCUCACCAUGACUCACGAGAUGCGUCGCGACUCCGGCAACGUGGAGUUCCUCGAGAAGGAGGGUGAGAUCUUCAAGAAGAGCAGCAGCGAGCUGUUGCAGGAGGCUUCCACUAGCAAACGCAGAAACUUCUCAUUUCGCAACAAGGAAAAGACUCACCGUAGCCUGGAGUCGCUAGAGAGAAGCAUCGACGUGCCUGCGAUGGAUUGUAAGAGCCUAGAUCUUUUGCCUGAGGACCGGCCAAAAACGUUUUUCCACAUCAAGCAAAGGAGUCUAGAUUCGUCGCAAAAGUCGACAAAGAAGUCCGUCGAUUCGGCCGCGAACAAGACGCGCAAGCGGCCCAGCUUCUUCCAGAGAGUCGGCAGAAGCCUGCAUUUUUUACCCAGGGAGCGCGAGAAGUGCCAGGAUCUCCUGAAGCCGGAGGAGUCGCGAGUCGACAGCCAAUAUCCGCAGUCCGACCAGAAGUGCGAAUACUUCCUGCAGAGGCACCAGAAGGACGUCGUCGAUUUUUUUGAGCGAACACCAAACUCGCUGGUCAGUCGUGCUCCCGCUCAGUCCAAUCUCGGUUCUUCCGAUAAACGCGACGACGGUGUGGAUCACGUCGACGGCGACCUCAUCAUGUGCUGUCCCACGGGCCUGAAGCAACUUCAGGAGGAGAGUACGUUUCGUGUGAUGAGAGACUUGGAUGAUCUUUUGAAAAACAGCACUAUUCCGGAGAAAUACACAGCGGGCCGUUCGGUGGCGAGCGUACCGUCGGUACGAUCCGCCGACGACCCCGCCAACAACAACGAACUGCUAGUGCAAUCGAGACUCUUAGAGCCUGUGGCGAGCGUCGCCACGCAGGAGACUGUGAGCGGCAACAAGGACAGCCUAGAGAUCGGUUACUCCAUCAGUCAACUCGGCAGACUGUACUUACAGAACCUGCAGCACGUCGGUUGCACAGACGGCGGCUUGCAGUCAUUGGAGAUCGCCGAUGUGGACGCGAAACGGGAACGCUACAUAGAAUUGAUUACCAGAGACGAUCUGGACGCUCUGAGCCACGGCACGAAUUCCAGCGAUUCCCUGGCGCACGGCAAGCCGCAGGGUAACUUAGACAUUCUCAAGGGUAUCUUACUCGACAUCUUCGUCUGCAUUUGCAUUUAAACGGAGGUGGGAUCUUUAUACGAUAAAAAAGAAAAAAAAGGAAUCCUCUUGCAUCACGUACUGAGCGAUCUCUAUUAUUUAUAUACACACAUAUACAUAUAUAUAAAUAUAUAUAUAUAUAUAUAUAUAUAUAUAUAUAUAUAUAUAUAUAUAUAUACUAUCGUGCGAAAACUACACCAAGAUUUCGAUGGUCAAGUAUAGCUCAGAGGAAGAAUAUUUUUAACGAAGAUAGAGAAGACAAAACGCGAUUUUUAUACUGGGUAUUUCGAACGUAAUCUGACAUUUCGUGCGUAUAUAUUUUCGUAUGGUACUAUAUAAUAAUAAUGAUAAAAUAAUAACGUUUAUAACGACUACAUUUGUACUUUUUAUAUUGUCGAAUUAUUCGCACGAAUAUUACGAAUUACAUUGAAAUCUUGGCCAUUUGUGAAUGAAUGAACGGAAGAUUGCCUUAAAACCGCAAAUAAGAGCGAAACCAAUUCGAUCGGAUUGUACCGACCGACAUGACAAAUAUCUUGAACCAAUACCAUUUUUUCUACGACGCAUAUAUACGAUGUACGUAUAAACAUAUAUUAGACUCAAUAAUCUUAUACACUGCGGCCUCAAGAUCGAUUGCGCUUGAUUUUUUCGAAAAGCGCGUCGCGAGAUUUUAAUGUCGAACUCUUGCCACACGCACAAAUACGCGCUCACACACACACACACACACAAACACAUAAUACACAGAUAGACAAACCACAAAUACACAUACACAUAGUUCAGGCACAAACGGAGUCGAGGAAGUUGAUUUUGCUUAGCCACUAUUGUUUAGGUUCUAACUACAAUAGAGAUUUAUAUAAGUGUCCACAUACCAAAUUACAGUAAUUAACAUAUACUAUAUUACCGCGAUCACGUGUGUACAUAAAUACGUUUAUUGAAGAACUGCAAAGCGCAACUGUAAUGACGAGCGUAAUCGUGAAAAAGAUAAAAAAAUAAGAAGAAAAGAAUGGAUAGGAAUUCAAAAUUCCUCAUAAAAUCUUCAGGUUGUAUACAACGAGUCUUUUUUUUUAUUUUUAUUUUUAAUAUUAAUAUUUAAUGUGUUCUUUUUUAUAUAUUUGACUGAGUGAAUACGUUACGAGUUUUCACUGAAUACGUUCGAGUUUGACGAAAUUUAUUCGGUUCUGGGAGAAUAGGUAGUGAGAAGAAUCGCGCGCACAGUACGACUUAACGGCAAUAUGUGGCAACGUAUGGCCUUAAUGUAAACGGUUUCUCGUAACUUAUUCCUUUCUGUGAAUAACUUUUUGAUAUUACUGUUAGACUGACCGAAAGCUAAUAGACUGAUAACGUUUAUCGUAAAAGCAUCUCAGAACUUGGUUGCAGUACCGUAGACUAUUUUAAUCAGGGUCACUUUUAUAUAUUCGUUUCGUGUCAUUUAUGAAAAAUUUUUUUUAUCUUUGUUUUAUACUUUUUUCUCUUUUAUUCGCGAGAAAAUCUCAAGUAUUCUUUUGUCUGAAAUGAGUAAGUAAUAUAGAAGACACAUUUAAAAAUUUCUGAAUAUACACUUGUGGAGAGAGAGAAAGAUCGUCCAUCAUUUUUAAGUUUAAUAAGUUUGUGAACUCAUCGGUCUUAUCCACAAUGAGAGAAAUCUUAUCAUUGGACAAAACGGAGUUCACAAACUCAUCCCAAAAAUUAUGGACGAUCUUUCUUCGGAAUAUACACUCGUCUGUGAAACGACCUGAACACAGUUUUUCCGAUCCAAUUAGAAGCAUAUCAAAUAUACUAAAAAAAAUCUAAAAAGCAAAAGAUAUUUUCAUUCGUGGAUAUUGAUAAUAUAUUUACUUAAAUCUAAAUUAUUUUAUUUAAAUAGAAUAAAAACAAUUGCUUUCAUGAAA